GCCAACAGUGUCUUUCAUUGUUCAUGGUUGUGUGUGUGUGUAACUCUCUCGGGCUGCAUAAAGACGACGUUCAGAGAGAAAAACUUGCAAUUCAUGGCAUGGAAGAGUCCGCGGACAGCUGCAGCGCUCCGAUCUGUGUCAGUUUAGGUGGAUGAACGGCACACCGCUGUCUAACAUCGAGUUGAAUCAAACCCCCUUUGGAUGGCAGAUUCGUGCUAAUUGGCCCGCGUGGAUCGCAGCAUCAAGAGAAAAUAAAAACCUUCCGCUCGCUCACUGCGCCGUUUCAGAUGCCUUCCACUUCGAGGGAGAGGGACAACCCCUGAGAUAUUUCAACAGGAGGAGCAAGACAGGCGCACAUCUCCGUCGUCUCCCACUUUAUGAAAAGGACACGUCUGUCGGAGGGGCUGAACGGGAAUCAUGGCAGCUACUUUAUCGGCGGAAGAGGAACAGGCCACCAGGCAGUUUCUAGAGGAAAUCAACAAGUGGACCAGUCAGCAUGGAGUGUCUCCGUUGUCCAGGGAACUGGCCGUCAAGUUCCUCAUGGCCCGCAAGUUUGACGUCCUCCGCGCCAUCGAGCUCUUCCACAAUUACAGGGAAACGCGUCUUAAAGAAGGAAUUGUCCGACUCCAGCCUCAGGAGGAGCCCCUGCGCUCGGAGCUGCUCAGUGGAAAAUUUACAGUGUUGAGCGUUCGGGACCCCACAGGAGCCUCCAUCGCCCUGUACACAGCCAAACUUCAUCAUCCCAACAAAACCGGGAACCACGUCGUGCUCCAGGCUCUCUUCUACCUUCUGGAUCGGGCUGUAGAAAGCUUUGAGACCCAGAGGAAUGGCCUGGUGUUCAUCUACGACAUGGCAGGUUCUAACUACACCAACUUUGAGCUGGACCUGAGCAAGAAGAUCCUCAACCUGCUCAAGGGGGCGUUUCCUGCCAGGCUGAAGAAGGUGUUGAUCGUCGGGGCCCCUGUGUGGUUUCGAGUCCCCUACAAUCUGCUCAGCCUGCUGCUGAAGGAGAAACUGAGGGAGCGGGUUCAGAUGGUAAAACUGGCCGAGCUGCGUCAGCACCUCCCCAGAGACUGCCUCCCCCAGCACCUCGGCGGCCUGCUGCCCCUGGACGCGUCCGGCUGGAACCAGCAGCUCCUGGCGGGCCAGAACGGCAGAGUGGACCCCGUGGACGAGCUGGUGGGGAUCCCCGUGGAAGACUCGUCCAUCCACGUGCCCGGGCCCGAGUCCAUGCGGCCGCAGGAGCUGCUGGCGCACCUGGGCAGGCUGCAGCGCUCGGGCGUCUACCAGGAGUACGAGGAGCUGCGCAGGGAGGCGCCUCCUGGAACCUUCCACUGUGCACAAGCGGCCUACAAUCAGGAGAAGAAUCGCUAUGGAGACGUGCUGUGCCUUGAUCAAACAAGAGUUCGUUUAAAACCCUGCAGAAACGAGAGAUCAGACUACAUCAAUGCAAGCUUCAUGGACGGCUACAAACAGAAGAGCGCAUAUAUUGGUACUCAAGGACCACUGGAAAGGACCUAUGGUGACUUCUGGAGAAUGGUCUGGGAACAAAACGCCCUUCUGAUCGUCAUGACAACAAGGACAGAUGAGGGCAGUCGGAGGAAGUGUGGACAGUACUGGCCCCUGGAGGAAGGGGGACAGGAGGUCUACGGCCACAUAGCAGUGGUCAACCAGAGGGUGGACCACCAUACCCACUACAACCACACCACUCUGGAGCUGCACAACACUGAGACGUGUGAGCAGAGACACGUGAGUCACUUCCAGUACCUCAGCUGGCCGGACUACGGCGUCCCCACGUCAGCGGUGACUCUCAUCGACUUCCUGGGUGCUGUGAAGAAACAACAGAGGAAAAUGGUGAAGGCUUUGGGCCCUCAGUGGACCGGCCACCCACUGGGACCGCCGAUUGUGGUCCACUGCAGUGCAGGGAUUGGGAGAACAGGUACCUUCUGUGCCUUGGACAUCUGUCUGUCUCAGCUCCAAGAUGUCGGCUCUCUCAACGUGUUUCAGACGGUGCGUCGCAUGAGAACACAGAGGGCCUUCAGCAUUCAGACCCCAGAGCAGUACUACUUCUGCUACAACGCCAUUUUGGAACACGCCCAGAGACAGGGCCUGCUCCCGUCCAAUCAGUAAAGCCCUGCCCAACGACGGGACAAGCUUCGACAUUUCUGCUGUCAGACUGCUGACCCUGCAGCCAAGUUGGAGGACCAGCCGGCUGGAGAAAGUAGCCUCCUGACUAAAGACGAGCUUUUUGACACGUCGCCAUAACCCGUUUGCAAACCAAGUAAAUGCAUUAAAGAUUAAAGCCUUGAUCGCGAAUGAUCUGUGAUGAUACUGUGGCUGUCAACAAUGUGAUGUUAUGAGUUUGUUGAGAAUAUGCAGAAAAUGCAUCGGUGUGCGUGAAUUGCUCAGUUUUGUCACUGGCAGAACAGUGAGGCAAAAGUCUCCAUCCAUAUCCUUAAACUUUUUCACAUGCCACAUUACUGCCCUAGGCUCAAUGCAUUUGCAAUUUCAUUUGGUAGACCAACACAAAGUGGCGCAUAAUUGUGAAGUGGAAGGAAAAGCACGCAUGUUGUUCAACGUUGUUGACAAGUCAACAUCGAAAAGGUCGAGCAUGGCUUUGUAUUUAUCACCAGUUGUAGAAGCAGUUUUCACUGCGUUGUCAUGUGUAAGUCGCCUGGGCUAUUUUUCUGCCAGCUUUGUAAAUCUAGACACUGAAAACUCUCCUGUUUUGUCUUUGCUAAAUAGUAUAAGGUCAGUCAGAUCGAACAGAGAGCAUCUUUGAACAUUGACUUGCAAUUAUUGCCAAAAACUGUCAUUUGGAUGUAGUUCUGUACAUUGACCGGGACAUAGUUACUCACAAAUGGGCAUUGACGUAAACCAUUCAAUUACAGCUCUAACCAUGUGUUAAGUGUCAUUGUGCGGCUGGAAAAUGAACCUUUAUCAUAGUCUCAAGUCUUUUCAAACCUCUUCCAGGUUUUCUGCCAGGACUGCCAUUUAUUCAGCUCCAUUCAUUACCCAUUUAGAUAAAAAAAAAAUUCUACUUCACAGUCGGGUUACUUUGUGUUGGUCUUCUUUACAAAACCCAAAUAAAAUACAUUGAGACAACGUUGAAAACUUGCAAAGCCCUGUAUUUAACCUCCCUUUAUUUAAUUAAUAAUAAAAAAUGUUAACUUUUCACUGAUGGGACUUUAAAGGGUUAAUUCACCUCAGAAUAAGUGUGUCUGCUGCUCCUUUUAAUAAAGCAACGCAACAUUACACCUUAAACAUGAACACUGUCCUGACAUUGCAACAACUGCUUGAACAUUUCCUCUUAGAGCUGCUGUAGAAUUUACCACGUAUGUUCACGGCCAAAUAAACACCCUUUAGUCUUGAGCGUUUCUGUAUAGCUGAAAUUUACUGCAGUUUUUGGGGUGAUGUACUCCUUAAACCAGUAGAGUUCGAACCAAACGCCUGUUUUAUUGUGCCGUCUCAAUAACGAGGUCAUUUCUUUUCCCACCCUUAGUGUCUUGUGAAUGCAAACGUUCAGCACAAUGCGUAUUUAGUCCACGGUGAAUGUCACGAGGAAUUGUGGAGGUUUUCAGAGGUUGGUUAGGUCACACAUUUGCUGCCAAAUGUCAUAUUUAUCGAAAAAUGAUGACUUUAAAUUAGCAUAUUUUCUUCCUGUCAAAGUGAAAAGAGUGAAAGCACAUCUCAUGAUUUGAAACCUGACCACUCCCAAAUGGCUGCUACAUAUUUUGACUGAUUGCUCAUAAAAUUGAAAUCUGCCCACCCCCCACCCUCCCUUUUUUUUUUUUCUACGAUAUUGGAGCAGUAAAACCCAGAAGCUUCCACUUUGCCUGAUAUAUUAAAAGCUUUCGGCUGCCUUAGCUGUGUAUCAUUGUACUGCACAGACUCUUGUUUAAGGCAGUGCCUAUCACAGAAGUGUAAAUCGGUGUAAGACCUCACGAAUAGUGCAAUACCUUUUUUUUAUGCAUAAAUCGUGUCUUAGCACUUUUUACAAAUUUAAAAAAAAAAAAUCCCGACGCGUUCUGCCGUUUCGGCGUGGUAAUGGGAGGAGAACGUUAACUUCAGAUAACUGUAUGGUCAACAUGUGAUGCUGGGAUUCGUUGCUCGUUGUAUAUUUAGUGAAGCUGUAACUGUAAAACAUGAAGAUAUUUACUGUUAUCAUCUGCAUAGCGCUUUAUUGGGGCUAAUGAAAAGGACGGGACGGGGGAAACCAGACCGGCAAUGACGACUUGAAAAGUCAAGUUAAACAAGCACAAACGUGUGCCAACCACAACCUACAAGUCCUCCUUGGACACUUGAGAGUCAAGACUAGUCCGUGCUUUCAUUAUGUCCCAGUAUAUUGCCAUCAUUAUAGUACAUGUACAAAGCUCCGUUUGUGUGUCGUUUGUGUUACGCUCUUUACUCCAGAGUUCAUAUUGAAUUUGCUGGCGGUGAAGCAAUUUUUUUAAAGCCUGGAAUUUUCACCUACUCUGAUCUUAGAAUUAGUUCUACUUCCAACGACGGACACAAAAAUGUGCCGCUUUAUUUUUCUAUUAUAUUCAGCAACUGUUUUCAUACAAAUAUGCAGUUACCAUUAAUUUUAUAUUUGUUCUGUUAUAACAUUAUGUUUCCACUCUGUAUGGUAUUUCGUUGUGCAUUGAUUCAUGCUAUACUGUAAUAAACACAAACUAUGUCAGCGUGUAUCUUA
This is a messenger RNA of Fundulus heteroclitus (mummichog), 4693 nucleotides long. RefSeq names its product protein tyrosine phosphatase non-receptor type 9a (gene ptpn9a). Lineage: Eukaryota; Metazoa; Chordata; Actinopteri; Cyprinodontiformes; Fundulidae. The record is from RefSeq and is a predicted model, not a curated record. Gene Ontology annotation, biological process: protein dephosphorylation. The coding region runs from base 418 to 2130 and encodes 570 amino acids. Gene Ontology annotation, molecular function: protein tyrosine phosphatase activity. The transcript has 14 exons.